ACGCAUGCGCAGCUGAGGCGCGAGGAGCGCGGCCCGGAAAAGCCGGCGGAGCUCCCGGUGCGGCUCGUGGUUCGCGGCUCGUAGCUCGGAAUGCCUCUGCGCGGUCCGGGGCGCGCACUGCCGGCCAUGGGGCCGCCGCGGGAGUGAGCAGCGCGGCCCUCCCUGCGCUCAUCAUGACCUGCACCAUCGAGAAGAUCCUCACGGACGCGAAGACCCUUCUGGAGCGGCUGAAGGAGCACGACACCGCAGCCGAGUCGCUCAUCGAUCAGUCCGCCGUCCUGCAUCAGCGCGUGGCCGCUAUGAGGGAGGCGGGCGCGGCGCCGGUCGAGAAGGGCAGCGCGGCGGCGGCGCCCACAGCCGCUUCUCGGCGGGGCCGGAGCCUCCCGGCGGAUGGAGCGGACGGCUCUCGGCUGCGGCCGCACAUGUUGCUGUGCCAGGAGAACACGCAGAUCCGCGACCUGCGGCAGGAGAACCGCGCGCUGUGGAUCUCUCUGGAGGAGCACCAGGAUGCGUUAGAGCUGAUCAUGAGCAAGUACAGAAAGCAGAUGUUGCAGCUGUUGCAAGGGAGAAAAGGUGAAGAUGCGGAACCGGUCCUGAAAGUUCAUCAGGCCAACUCUGUGGAAUACAAAGCUGGAAAGACUUUGGAGAAACCUCUUCUACCAUGGUGGGAUAUACCAAGACUACUGUCUCCUUCUCUGGAGAUGUUCAAGUCUCACCUGGAUGCCGACCUGUGCGACCUGCUGUGGGGAACCUGCUUUGCAGGGGGGUUGGACUCGAUGAUCUCUAGAGGUCCCUUCCAACCCCUACAAUUCUGUGAUUCUGUGAAAUGCUAAGGCAAAAUCUUCUGUACUUCAUACUAAGUUUAUGAAUUCUUUCAUACUUUCACACACGACUUCAGAGAACAGACACCACCUUUUAAUAUCUUUUGAUAUUUGACAUUCUUAUUUAACCAUCUUUCUGUUUGACAGACACAUCAUUCUCAGAUGAUGUAAACUUGUUCCUCCAGCUCUCUAGGUACUCUGAUCUGCUUACAUGUUCGCUCAAUAUUGGAAUUCAAAACUGGGUUCUCUUCUAAGGUGGCACAUCUGUCUUCCACAGGCAGAGCAGAGUAACUGUGGGCAUUUAUUGAGAGGAAACCACACCCCAUAAAACUGUGACAUUUCCCACAGUGCCUUGUGAUAUCAUAUUAUGUUGUAAUAAAUGCUUCAGAGGCUUCUAAAUCCUUGUUUUACAACUCUUUGUGAAUGGCUGAUAUGUUUGUGUUCACAUGCAUGAGUUCCUCCCUACGAAUGUUAUUUUGGAAAUGGAAUGUUCUUCAGAUAAGAACUAACGUUGUGUUACGUGUUGGAAUAGUUCUGUGUGAAUUAUACACUUAUUUCUGAGCUUUAAAAAGAAAAAAAGGCAACUACCAAAGGACUGGGAGUAUUUCUAGACAGACUCUGUUGGAAACUAAUGCAGGAGAUACCAGUCGUCUUUGUUGUUCAGUGGUUUUGUUUUUGGUUUGUUGUUUUAUUCAGUGUUAAAGUUUUACUUGCAUGUGUGUCAGAUGUUCUUAUAAAUCCAGUCAAGCUUUUCUAGCAAGGCAGUGUAGAAAUUGCCGUAUACUAAUUGUAUUCACUUGAGCAGGAAUCUGAUCUCUUAGUCCUUGUCAUACUUGAAAUGAUUUCCAUGUGUGUGAAGGUGCAGCACUGACUGUUCUGCUCACUGUUUUCACUGAUGGCUGAUGAUAGUGGACAGUAAGGUACAUGAUGCUAUCUUAAAAUGUUGCAUAAGCAGGGAGGAUUGCGAGUGGUUGGGAGAAAAAUAUUAAAAUUCAAAAUAGGAAAGUAGUCCAGAAUUAAUGAGAUGAAAGUAAAUGAUUCAUAAGGAAUAUAUUGCUACUGCUUUUGCCUGAAUGUAUUAACUGUGGUUUUUUUUCCAUGUCUUUCAGGAAAUUGAAGGUCAAAUAGAUAGAAUAUGUGAGAUGGGUGAAGUGAUGAGAAAA
Tympanuchus pallidicinctus (lesser prairie-chicken) is the source of this 1984-nucleotide messenger RNA. It is a transcript of the gene SIKE1, whose product is annotated as suppressor of IKBKE 1. NCBI's taxonomy places the organism in Eukaryota, Metazoa, Chordata, Aves, Galliformes, Phasianidae. The record is from RefSeq and is a predicted model, not a curated record. The transcript is spliced from 3 exons. Bases 174 to 833 code for a protein of 219 amino acids.